UUGCUGAAAAAUUCUGAGAUUAAACAUAAUGUUGCCACGCAGAAGCCUUAUGCCGAGUGGGUACAGAAAGGUACCGUGACGCUCCCAACCGAAAAAAAUGAGGCGUGUGCCACGACAGAUGCUGUCCCUGAACAAUUGGCGACAUACCAGAAAGCUUUCGGCUAUAUGACUGAAGAUGUGGAGCGCUUUAUUAAACCCAUGGUAACGGAAGCGAAGGAAGCAGUCGGUUCAAUGGGCGAUGACACACCACCCGCUGUGAUUUCUCGCCAUCCGCGUUUGCUCUAUAGUUACUUUAAACAGCGUUUCGCGCAGGUUACGAAUCCACCUAUCGAUUCCAUCCGGGAACGUUUGGUGAUGUCCCUGACAACACAUCUUGGACAACAGCAGAGUUUGCUCACGGAAACGCCAGAGCAUGCUCGACUUAUUCGGUUACCCUCGCCAAUUUUGACAAACACAGAUUUACAAGCGUUGCGUGAACUGAAUAUACCUGAUUUUCGGAUAGCAACCCUCUCUGCCUGCUUCCCCGUAGCCUCUGGCAAACAAGGUUUGGAAGAAGCAUUAGAAACACUAUGUCAACGCGCCUUCGAGGCAAUUGAUACCGGAACAACAAUUCUUGUGCUGAGUGACAAAGAGGUUAGUCCUGACCUUGCUCCGAUUCCGAUGGCACUUGCUGUCGGUGCUGUCCACCACCAUUUAAUUCGGAAAGAAAAGCGAAUGCAGGCAAGCCUCAUCGCUGAAACCGGAGAUGCAAGAGAAGAACAUCACUUCGCUGUUCUUCUCGGUUACGGGGCAGCUGCAAUCAACCCUUAUCUUGCCUUCUCAACGAUUGUUCAACUUGCUGAGGAAGGUGAAUUCGCAGAGCUUACCGCACCGGAAGCCAUUGAAACCUAUAAAGAAACCAUCGAAAAAGGUGUUUUGAAAAUUAUGGCAAAGAUGGGAAUUUCGGCGGUGUCAAGUUAUCACGGUGCCCAGAUUUUUGAAGCUCUUGGUAUCAAUGCAACGGUUAUUGAUAAAUGUUUUACAGGCACCACCUCACGCUUAAGUGGUAUUGGCUUUGCUGAAAUCGCAGCAGAGACGCUCCACUUCCACACAAAAGCGUUUUCCGGAAGUGAAGGCGAUACGUCCUUAGAGGAAGCAGGCUAUUUCCGGUUUCGUAGAAAUGGCGAAUUCCAUGCCUAUAAUCCGACAGUAUUUAAGUCACUGCACCGAUUUGUGAAGGAUGGUAAGCCGGAGGACUAUGAAAAAUAUGCUGCUGCCGUUGAGAGUGGGGAACCUUCCAGCUUACGAGAUCUGCUUGCUUUCAAACCCAGCACUCCUAUUCCGAUUGAAGAGGGAGUGGAGAAGGCGGUGAAAACAGCACAGCGCUUCAAGCGGCAACCCAAUGGCGACCUUGCUUCCAGUGCCAUCAAACAAGUGGCAUCCGGACGUUUCGGUGUGACGCCAACAUACCUCAUAUCGGCAAAAGAACUGGAAAUUAAGAUGGCGCAAGGUUCAAAACCGGGAGAAGGCGGACAGAUUCCAGGACAUAAGGUGACAGCUGAAAUCGCUGCUCUUCGACACUCUGUGCCAGGAGUGCCACUGAUCUCACCACCCCCACAUCAUGACAUCUACUCCAUCGAAGAUUUGGCGCAGCUCAUCUACGAUCUGAAACAAGCGAACCCGCGCGCAAAGGUAGCUGUAAAACUGGUGUCCGAAUUUCUCGUUGGAACGAUUGCGUCAGGGGUGGCAAAGGGCUACGCUGAUGUAAUACAAAUAAGUGGACAUGAAGGAGGCACCGGGGCAUCCCCGCUCAGUUCCAUUAAGAACGCAGGGACCCCUUGGGAACUCGGACUUGCUGAAACACAGCGUGCACUCGUGACCAAUGAAUUGCGGGAUCGUGUCGUGUUACGGGCUGACGGUGGGAUGCGUUCCGGACGCGAUAUUGUUAUUGCCGCAAUGUUGGGGGCAGAGGAAUAUGGCUUUGGAACGAUAGCAAUGGUCGCCACAGGAUGUGUGAUGGCGCGCCAAUGCCACUUGAAUACAUGUCCAGUUGGUAUAGCUACCCAAGAUCCAGCACUCCGUGCAAAAUAUCUCGGCACUCCUGAAAUGGUUGUCAAUUUCAUGCUCGGUGUGGCAAAUGAGGUGCGAGCUAUCCUCGCCAACCUCGGUCAUCGGUGCCUGAACGAUAUUAUCGGAUGUCCAGAAUUGCUUCAACCGGUCGAUUUGGCAGAUUAUCCGAAAACAGGAACGUUGGAUUUGAGCGAAAUCCUGACCCCUGCCGAUCCAACUGGAACGCAGCCGCGUUACCAUCUACAAGACCGAAACAAUCGGAAUGACAUUUCUCUUGACGACCAGAUUCUGGAGGAUGCUAAGGAAGCAAUUUCGCAGCAAACAUCGAUCCAACUCUCCUAUCCCAUCCGGAAUACACACCGGACAGUGGGAGCAAAGUUAUCCGGUGAAAUCGCGAUGCACUAUGGCGAUGCUGGCUUACCUGACAGGACGAUCCAGUGCGACUUUAGGGGCAGUGCGGGACAGAGUUUCGGUGCUUUCUGUAUCAGCGGCGUGCAAUUCGUGUUGACGGGUGAAGCCAAUGACUAUGUAGGUAAAGGUAUGGCAGGUGGAGAAAUUAUUAUUAAACCCGCACCGACUGCUCAGUUCUCAACUUAUGAAAAUACAAUCAUCGGAAACACAGUGUUGUACGGUGCCACUGGUGGUACGCUUUACGCAGCCGGAAGAGCCGGCGAACGGUUCUGUGUCCGAAAUAGCGGGGCAACCGCUGUCGUUGAAGGUGUCGGGGAUCACGGUUGUGAAUACAUGACAGCGGGGACAGUCGUAAUUCUCGGCGAAACGGGUAGAAACUUUGGAGCCGGGAUGACCGGCGGCACUGCCUAUGUUCUCGACGAAAAACAACAGUUCGAGAAGAAGUACAACUCGGAUUGGGUGAAGUUAGAAAAGUUUUCAGUUUUCUUCCGAGACCGCGAAAGCGAUUUCAAGCCCCUCUGUUUUACUGGAGCGCUGUUUCGCUCAUUCUACGACAUCAAUGACGACACCGUGUUUCGCACGCUUAUCCGCUUUGAUAAUUAA
Molecule: messenger RNA, 3063 nt
Organism: Geodia barretti
Lineage: Eukaryota; Metazoa; Porifera; Demospongiae; Tetractinellida; Geodiidae
Source: the annotation of a GenBank genome assembly